Molecule: messenger RNA, 1115 nt
Organism: Zophobas morio
Lineage: Eukaryota; Metazoa; Arthropoda; Insecta; Coleoptera; Tenebrionidae
Exons: 3
Coding region: 143-874 (243 amino acids)
Source: RefSeq, a predicted model, not a curated record
AAGUUUAUUAAGAAAUGCUAAGAAUUUCACCAAGUGGUCUUUAAAAAGGGGUUUUACAAAUAAAGGUCAUUCAAAAGUUCAAAACUCAAAACAAGCUUCACAAACAGAGGGUUUUUUGGUUAAACCAAAUCACCGUGAGGAUAUGUCAAGCCCCAAUUCUAAGUACAUUAAAAGUAUUAAGAGUCAUUUUCAAAGGGGGCACAAGGAGCAGCCGUCGCGGAAAAAUUCUUACUCUUUUAAGAAAAGAAAAGUGAAAGGGGCUUAUGAAAGAGGGUCAUCUCACUCUCCUUAUUUUCGGCAUUGGCCCUUAGAAGAAUAUAAAGGGCGUAACCAUUGCUUUAUCGAACAAAUUUUUGAUGACAACGCUAAGAUGCACAAGGGUUAUAUCCCUGGGAACCCUCUCAAUUGUAGCCUGGCUAAUAUGGAUAAAGGAUGCGUUUGCAACUGGAAACGUUUUGAGUUUACCCCCAGUUUUGAACUUUACAAAGAGCACUUCACACAGAACCUCCCCACCCACGACCUAGAGUUGGCGUUACUAAGAGACAAUUAUGGCUCUUAUAUGUAUGACCAAACUAAUCAUGAGAUGAAACAUUUAUCAUUUUAUGGUAGCGAUGAAUACUUUUGUAACUUUGGAUCACCAGCAGCCUACCGUAAACACUAUGCACCUCAAGACACCGACCAAGGCCGCGUGCUUCUAUCGCCAAGCAAGCAUGAUGCCACGAAUAAACCUAUGUGCGUUACAUCAAAUUUAGAGACUCCAGCGCCCGUUCAGGCUGACUCAUCUCACCACUAUUUUUAUCGGCCUGAGUCUCAGUUAAGCCUUCUUCCAUCCUCCCUAGAAAGCUUUUUCAUUUACCAAAACGAAAAAAGCUGAAUUAACUCCUCUUAGACAGCCGCAAAAAAAUUUAGUAGUUCUAAUAUGUGCAAACGUUACCAGAAGCCUAAGGCGUAACCUGUUUUUCUAGGAUAAACUGAACAACUCUCCUGUUAAUACGGUGAUAUUUUGAAUAAUACUUUAAACUUGUUUUAGAAAGAAAAUGCCAUUAAUUAUUCAUAUGUAGAUUCUUGAUAGAUUUAUGUGGCAAGUGGUCUUAAAAACACAUUAAUUAUAUCGC